Ostreococcus tauri is the source of this 747-nucleotide messenger RNA. RefSeq names its product GTP cyclohydrolase II, RibA. Gene Ontology annotation, biological process: riboflavin biosynthetic process. Bases 1 to 747 code for a protein of 248 amino acids. Gene Ontology annotation, molecular function: GTP cyclohydrolase II activity; 3,4-dihydroxy-2-butanone-4-phosphate synthase activity. The record is from RefSeq and is a predicted model, not a curated record. Lineage: Eukaryota; Viridiplantae; Chlorophyta; Mamiellophyceae; Mamiellales; Bathycoccaceae. The transcript has a single exon. Gene Ontology annotation, cellular component: cytosol.
AUGCCCGGCGCGCACGCGCGGGCGACGACGUUCGUGGCGGAGACGCGGUUGCCCACGGAGCGCGGGUUUUAUCGCGUGCGGGGGUACAGACACGCGAAUCCGAACACGGGUGCGGUCACGGAGCCGGUGUGCGUGGUGUACGGUGACGUGGAGGGCUUGGAGGAUGUUCCGCUGCGGGUGCACGACGCGUGCUUCACGAGCGAGGUGUUGGGGUCGAUGAAGUGCGAUUGUAAGCAGCAGUUGGAGAUGGCGAUGGAUUACAUCAAGGACAACGGACCGGGGAUGGUGAUUUACCUGCAGCAAGAGGGCAGAGGGAUUGGAUUGGCGAAUAAAAUCGCGGCGUACGCGGUGCAGGAGGGUGGGGUGGACACGGUGGACGCGAACAGAAAGCUGGGGUUGCCGGACGACACGCGCGAGUACACGGCGGUGGAGAACAUGCUCGCCGAGCUCGGCGUGAAGAGCGUGCGGUUGAUGACGAACAACCCGAGAAAGAUUCGGGAAUUAGAGUGUGGGGGGAUUAAAAUUACCGGGCGCAUCGCGUGCGUGGUCAAGGCGAACCUCUUCAACGAGGGGUAUCUCGCCGCGAAGGAGCGCCGCAUGGCGCACGUGCUCGACAAGAGCUGGAUGUAUUGGGACGCCAAGGGGAACACGUACGACUCCUUGGACGAGAUGGAGGGUGACUACGGAGACGCGAGCGUCGAUGAGUGCGAGUCGUUCGCCGGGGAUGGGACGCGUAAAUUCAACUAA